Molecule: messenger RNA, 1314 nt
Organism: Suillus bovinus
Lineage: Eukaryota; Fungi; Basidiomycota; Agaricomycetes; Boletales; Suillaceae
Product: hexokinase
Exons: 16
Coding region: 1-1314 (437 amino acids)
Biological process (GO): glucose 6-phosphate metabolic process; intracellular glucose homeostasis; glycolytic process
Cellular component (GO): mitochondrion; cytosol
Molecular function (GO): ATP binding; fructokinase activity; mannokinase activity
Source: RefSeq, a predicted model, not a curated record
AUGCCUGCCUCGCGUCGUGAAGUGACAGUCGCCAUUCGUACCCGGACGCAAGAUGAGGAAGACCUCCCGCAUGCAACAAAGAAGACGAUGGCUGACCACUUGAGAAAAUACGAGAGUUGGUUCACACUCACACCGCAGAGGAUGCGGAUGAUUAACAAGCCCAACCAGAUUGUACCUAUGAUUCCGACGCACGUGUUUGGAUGGCCAACAGGUCAGGAGAAAGGAGAUUUCCUUGCUCUUGAUCUUGGUGGAACAAAUUUGCGUGUUUGUCUUGUGACCCUUCAGGGAGAAGGAAAAUUCGAGAUUUCCCAAACCAAAUAUUGUUUGACUGAGGAGAAAAAACAAGAUGAUGGGCAGAAAUUGUUCGAUUUCUGUGCUGAAUGCUUACGUACCUUUGUUGACACCAACACGGGCGAGGACGCGGGCCAACUGAAGCCUGGUCAAUCCCUACCUCUUGGCUUUACCUUCUCCUACCCUUGCUCGCAGGAACGCAUCGAUCACGGCGAGCUCAUCCGCUGGACCAAGGGUUUCGGAGCUGGAAAUACGGAGGGUAGGGAUGUUGCCGAGAUGUUCAAGAAGUCCCUUGAGAAAUACCAAUUGCCCGUCAAAUUGACCGCUCUCAUCAACGAUACAACUAGAACAUUGAUAGCAUCACGCUAUGUAAAUCCUAAGACGAAGAUCGCGGUUAUCUUCGGAACUGGUUGUAACGCGGCUUACAUGGAAAACGUCAAAAAUAUCACCAAAAUAGAGCAUUUGGGUAUUGAUUCUGGAGCUGAGAUGGUGAUUAAUUGCGAAUGGGGUGCCUUUGAUUCAUUCGAACACGAGCAUCUGCCUCGCACGAAAUACGACACGAUCAAACUGAUUUCUGGCCGAUACUUGGGCGAGAUUUUGCGACUAGUUCUUUGCGAGCUCAUCGACGAAUGUAAACUAUACUGCUUCGACACAGCAUUCUUGUCUCUCGUGGAGAGUGACGAACGGACGAACCUUCUCAAUGUGAUCGGAAUCUUCACACGCUUCUUCGCCCUCGAGAUGACGCUCGCGGAACGGCAGUUCUUCCGGGCUCUUGCCAAACUCAUUGGAAGACGUGCUGCUCGUUUAAGCGCUUGUUGUAUUGCCGCAAUCGUCAGCAAGAUGGGUUAUCUCGAGGAGGGCUGUUCGGUUGGGGCGGAUGGCUCCUUGUACAGGCUUCUCGACAGUCUCGUUCGUCGAAAAGCGGAUGGAAUGCAUUCGUUGAUUAGGUCAGGUUGGACCGAUAACCUAUUCAUACGACAUUCUUGUCUCCACCAUGCCCAAUGGUCGGACGCGAGUGGUUGA